CCGCGCCCCUCCUUCGCCGUCGCUGCCGCCGGACUUUUUCCAGCCGCCGCCGCCGCCGCUGCCGCUGCUUCACGGGCUGGAAGGCCCGGCUCCCCGGGGCGAACGGGGGCUGCGGGUGGGAGCCUUCGCGGGCGCUGCGGAGCGGGCCGGGGGAGGCCGGGAUGGAGCCCCUCGGAGUGGACUGACGCGAGCAGCGCGAGCGAACGGGUUCCGAGCCUCCCGGCGGGAUCCAUACGCCUUCUGAAGCUGCAGACGGAUGGUCUGAGGGUAGCGCGGCCAUGGCUCACCUCAGGGGAUUUGCCAACCAGCAUUCUCGAGUGGACCCUGAAGAACUCUUCACCAAGCUCGACCGCAUUGGCAAGGGCUCAUUCGGGGAGGUGUACAAGGGCAUCGACAACCACACCAAGGAGGUGGUGGCCAUCAAGAUCAUCGACCUGGAAGAGGCCGAGGAUGAGAUUGAGGAUAUCCAGCAGGAGAUCACCGUGCUCAGCCAAUGUGACAGCCCCUACAUCACCCGUUACUUUGGCUCCUACCUGAAGAGCACCAAGCUAUGGAUCAUCAUGGAGUACCUGGGUGGCGGCUCCGCACUGGACCUGCUUAAACCGGGCCCCCUGGAGGAGACCUACAUCGCCACGAUCCUGCGGGAGAUUCUGAAGGGCCUGGAUUAUCUGCACUCUGAACGCAAGAUCCACCGAGACAUCAAAGCUGCCAACGUGCUGCUCUCAGAGCAGGGUGAUGUGAAGCUGGCGGACUUCGGGGUGGCGGGGCAGCUCACGGACACACAGAUCAAGAGGAACACAUUCGUGGGCACCCCCUUCUGGAUGGCACCUGAGGUCAUCAAGCAGUCCGCCUACGACUUCAAGGCUGACAUCUGGUCCUUGGGGAUCACGGCCAUUGAACUGGCCAAAGGGGAGCCACCGAACUCUGACCUUCACCCCAUGCGAGUAUUGUUCCUGAUUCCCAAGAACAGCCCACCCACGCUGGAGGGCCACCACAGCAAGCCUUUUAAGGAGUUUGUGGAGGCCUGCCUCAACAAGGACCCCCGAUUUCGGCCCACUGCCAAGGAGCUGCUGAAGCACAAGUUUAUCACGCGCUACACCAAGAAGACCUCUUUCCUCACGGAGCUCAUUGACCGCUACAAGCGCUGGAAGUCAGAGGGGCAUGGCGAGGAAUCCAGCUCUGAGGAUUCUGACAUCGAUGGCGAGGCUGAGGACGGGGAGCAGGGCCCCAUCUGGACGUUCCCCCCCACCAUCCGGCCGAGUCCACACAGCAAGCUGCACAAGGGGACAGCCCUGCAUGGCUCACAGAAGCCUGCAGAGCCUGUCAAGAGGCAGCCGAGGUCCCAGUGCCUGUCUACACUGGUCCGGCCGGUCUUCGGAGAGCUCAAAGAGAAGCACAAGCAGAGUGGUGGGAGUGUGGGGGCACUGGAGGAGCUGGAGAACGCCUUCAGCCUGGCUGAGGAGUCCUGCCCUGGCAUCUCGGACAAACUGAUGGUGCACCUGGUAGAGCGAGUGCAGAGGUUUUCACACAACAGAAACCACCUGACAUCAACCCGCUGAAGCAUGCUGCUGUUCAUGGAGAAGGGACAGAAGGUCCUUUGUUUUUGUUAUGAGCUCCGUAAGAACUGUGCUGACUUGGAAGGCGCCUCAUGCUGUGUCGUGCCCGCAGGACACGUCAGAGCCCACAGGCUUCGUGUGCCAGGUCACAGUCUCCUUCUACCCUGGCAGUAUGCUGUUCUGCACAUUUGGGGGACGCCUCCAUACAUCUGUUUCCACCUUCCCCUCCUGGCCCAGCCGAAGCCAUGCCCAGCAGCAGAGCCCAUGGAUGGCCCUGCAGCCACUCGGCAGCUGGCGUGGUCCUGUUUCUCAAGUGUCCCCUAGGAGUUAGGCCUGGCCCUUCUGUGGACUCACACGGCCCUAUGGCUGCCCAGACCAGGGAGCAGAGCAACUGUCAGGGUAGCUCUCUCUUCUUCCCUCACAAGGCCAGGGCAGGUGACAGGGCAGCCCCAGAGGAGCAGCCCAGCUUGUCCUCCCCCACCUAGCUGCUGUCCUCCAGGCCUAUGAUGGCUGUAGAUUUGCCUUGUGGUGUUGGAUCAGGUACUGUGUCUGCUCAUAAGUACUUGUGUCAUCCAGAAUGUUUUGUUUUUUAAGAAAAUCAAACUUGUUUGCUUAAAUAUUCUGAGGUUAAGGUGUUAGUGUUCAUAGAACAUUGAGAGGCCCUGCGACGUUCAAUAAAGACCUGAAUUGGA
Messenger RNA from Carlito syrichta (Philippine tarsier), 2248 nucleotides. It is a transcript of the gene STK25, whose product is annotated as serine/threonine kinase 25. The transcript has 12 exons. Gene Ontology annotation, molecular function: protein kinase activity; ATP binding. NCBI's taxonomy places the organism in Eukaryota, Metazoa, Chordata, Mammalia, Primates, Tarsiidae. The coding region runs from base 279 to 1559 and encodes 426 amino acids. Gene Ontology annotation, biological process: protein phosphorylation. The record is from RefSeq and is a predicted model, not a curated record.